This is a messenger RNA of Pyricularia pennisetigena, 3723 nucleotides long. RefSeq lists its product as uncharacterized. Gene Ontology annotation, cellular component: intracellular anatomical structure; catalytic step 2 spliceosome. The transcript is spliced from 2 exons. The record is from RefSeq and is a predicted model, not a curated record. Gene Ontology annotation, molecular function: RNA binding. NCBI's taxonomy places the organism in Eukaryota, Fungi, Ascomycota, Sordariomycetes, Magnaporthales, Pyriculariaceae. The coding region runs from base 1 to 3723 and encodes 1240 amino acids.
AUGAAGAAAUUCCUAGGACGGAAGGAUAAGAGUCCCAAACCCCCAACCGACAACCCGUAUGCCCAAGAACCGGCCAAUGAUCCCUAUACUGCCUACCCGAAUGCCGCCCCCAAGUCUCAGGUCAGACCGCCUGGCGGAUUGCCUGCUGGGCCAGGUGGUGGGCUCCCGAGCGGACCACGUGGGGGUUUGCCUAGCGGUCCAGCACGCGGAAACUCGAUGAACUCGGUGAACUCGAUGAGCUCGACCAGCACAGCUCCUCCUCCAUACCAAUCGCAGCAGCAGCCUCCACAACAGUCGUCGGGCUAUGGCAACGACCGCUACGGGGCCUCAGGCGGCUACGGUUCUUCCAACCGGUACGGCAACGAUAACGGCGGCGGCGGCGGUGGUGGUGGUGGUGGUGGAUACGACUCCUCGGCUAGUCGCCGCGGCCCCGGUGGCUAUGGUGGUCUUGGCCGGACCGACACUAUGGACGACCAGGCAGGCAAGGAGGCCCUUUUUGGCGGGGGCAGGGAGCGAGUGCAGAAUGCGCCCCGCGGUCCUAAUGGGAAUGCUGGUGGCUAUGGUGCUUCGGCGGGCGGCUAUGGAGCAGGCAACCAGGGCUCUACCGGGAACAAAUACGGAGGCUACGGCGAGGAGCGAGAGCUUACCGAAGAGGAACGCAUCAAGCUCGAAGAGCGCGACCUCGCGAGGCAAAUCGACCAGGAGAGAGAUGCUACUGUGGAUACGGGACACAGAAUCUUGGGCAUCAUCAACAGCACCAUCGAGACGGCCACUGGCACAAUGCAAAACAUGGCACAGCAGGACGAGCGACUGCGCAACACGGAGCGCAAUCUGGACCUGGCCAGGAUUCACAACCGGACUGCAGAGGAGCGAACCAAGGAGCUGAAGCACUACAACCGUAGUUUGUGGAACCCAGGGAACCCCUUCAUGUCCAAGUCUAAGCAGGAACAACGCGAGCGGAAGCAUCUUGAGAACACCCAGAGAGACCGAGAGCUUCGUGAAGCCACACGCACGGACGCAUACGAAUCGCAGGCUCAGUACGAGCGCGACCUCAAGGACAUCGAGUCGAAUAUGGCCAACCGCCGAGCCCUUGGUCUGUCUUCAUCGGAGAAGGCGGCGAGCAACAACAAGUUUGUGUUUGACGAGUCGGAUGAGGAGGACGACAACCCUGAGAACAUGGCCCUGCGCGCCGACCGCCGGGCGAAGGAGGACGAGAUUAACAACAACAUCAUGCCGCAGAUGGAAGCGGGUGUGGCCACGCUUAACAGAAUUGCACGAAACUUUGCGCCGCGCAUUGAGGAAUCCAACCAGCUCAUCGGCAGGCUUCAGACGAAGCGCAAAAAGGACAAAUCCGGGCCAGCAAUCAGGCUCCCGGGCAACAAGAUCAUAUCGUUGGAUGGAUUCCUCAAUGGUGUGCCCAAGCCAAAGCAGGCAGAGACUAAAGAGGCCCAAGGGGCGGAGAAGGAAGUGAGGGAUGAGGACGAUGAACCAGGAAGGAAAAAUAAGGACGUUGUUUCAGAAACAAAGGUUCAGAAGGAUGAUGGCGGGGACUCAUCACUACGCACCUCGGCUCGCAAAAAGUCCGCGAACGCACGCGCAGCAACUUCAAAGCCCGUCCAGGCGAAAGGCGACCCCACGCUUUUGCCCCUACGAAAGGCGUUGCCGAUAUGGCAACACCAGGACGCCAUCCGAGACCAUCUGCGGAAGCACGACGUUCUCAUCCUAGUCGGUGAGACUGGCUCGGGCAAAAGUACGCAGGUUCCGCAGUUCCUGGCAGACGAGGAAUGGUGCAGACCGAGGCAGGUCACCAUGACGCUCCCCAACGGCAGGAAGGAGCAGCGCAAGGUCGGUGGCAUGAUCGCCGUCACGCAGCCGCGUCGAGUCGCCGCAACGACGCUGGCGCACCGCGUGGCUAGGGAGGCUGGAACCCCUCUGCGGCCCAGCGGCACGCCCGGUGCGAACCCUGGCGCGGCCGAAGGACUCGUCGGAUACUCGGUUCGUUUCGACCACAAUGUUCCCAAGGGGACCAAGAUCAAAUUUUUGACCGAGGGUAUGCUGCUGCAAGAGCUCCUGCAUGACCCGAGUCUUCGGCAAUAUAGCGCUGUCGUCGUCGAUGAGGUCCACGAGCGAGGUAUUGACGUCGAUCUGUUGUGCGGUUUCUUGAAGCAGAUGCUGCUGUCUCCCGACAAGCCUGGGCGCGGUGGCGUGCCUCUCAAGGUUGUGGCGAUGAGUGCCACAGCCAACAUCGAGACCUUGGAGAAUUUCUUCUCCAUCCCUAAGGAUGACCCCAAGGUCCAGGCUGAGUCGGACACAAAAGCUGCACAAACCCUCAAGAUCGAAGGCCGACAAUUCCCAGUCGAGAUCAUACACUCGCCCAAACCAGUGCCAGUACUGGCGGAUGAAGUUGUGAAGACUGUGUUCAAAAUCCACUGCGGCGAGCCCCUACCUGGAGACAUCCUCGUAUUCCUUUACGGCCAAGAGCCUAUAGAAGAAAUCCAGAGGCUCGUCGAAGAGUAUGCUGCGACGCUGGCUUCGGAUGUGCCCAAAAUCAAGGCCCUUCCGCUGUUCGGUCAGCUGUCGAUGGAGGCACAACAUGCCGCAUUCAGGCCCCUCAAGGGGCGUGUAAGAAAGGUCGUGCUGGCCACAAACAUUGCCGAGACGUCAGUUACCGUCCCCGGCGUGCGCUACGUCAUAGAUACUGGCAAGUCGAAGAUGAAGCAGUACAGAGCAAGCCUCGGACUUGAGUCGCUCCUCGUGGAUGCCAUUUCCAAAUCAUCCGCAAUCCAGAGGACUGGUCGUGCAGGUCGUGAGGCGCCGGGAAAGUGUUAUCGACUUUAUACGGAGGAGGUGUACAAGGAAAUGCGGGACGCGGAUUUGCCAGAGAUCCUGAGGAACAAUGUGCGUGAGGCCGCGCUCAUCAUGAUGGCACGCGGCGUGGAUGACCUCCUUACCUUUCCAUUGAUGGACACACCCAAGAUCUCACGCCUGGAGAAAGCCAUGGUGCAACUUAACAUAUUGGGCGCCAUCGACGACGAGGGGGCUAUCACUGAACUGGGCAAGAAGAUGGCACGGCUGCCCGUAGCAGCGCCGCUUGGGCGCGUGCUUUUGGCUGCCGCCAGUCCAGCGUACGACUGUCUUCUGGAAGUCAUCGACAUCAUCUCGUGCAUCAGCGGCGGAGACAAUGUAUUCCACCAGUUACAAUCCGAGGAGGCGCGCGAGGAGGUAGAGGAGUACCGACGAGAGCUGCGGCGGCGGGAGGGCGACCUCAUGGUAUACCUCACGACGAUGCAGAUGUACACGGCAGAAAACAGCGACCGGACCGAGUGGUGCAAGAAGCGCAAGAUCAACCUGCGCACGAUGCGCCAGGCUCUCAACAUCAGGCGGCAGCUGCGGUCCCUAUGCGUGUCUGAGGGCAUGCUCACGGAGAAGCCGCCGCCCGAUCCGCAGCCUUUCGUGCCGCUGUCUCCUGAGGCCGCCGAGACCAUCACCAAGUGCUUCAUGAAGGGAUUCUGCACGAGCACGGCCAUGCUCGCCCCGGACCUGAGCUACGUGACGUCGCAGGGCAAACACGUCGUUUCCAUACAUCCGUCCAGCAGCCUGCAUGGGCAGAAGAAGGAGGCUAUCAUGUUUUUGGAGCAUGUUUUCACGCAAAAGAGCUACGCAAAGAAGGUGGCUGUGAUACAAUCGGUGUGGAUUCCAGAGGUGCUCGAAGGAAAAUGGUGA